GAGCCUCUUGACACAAGUACUACAUAGGCGAAAGCGAAGAAAGGCCAAAAACAAAGCAUUUUCGAGCCAGAGUAUUCCAGAGAAACUAACAGAGAGAGAGAGAGAGAGAGAGCAAUGGAGGGUGUGAAAGGAGGGAAUGGGUUUGGGUCACUGGCCAUGGUGGUGCUGGUGCUAAUGUGCGCCGAGAUGGUUAUGGUUCCAGGGGUCUCCGCUACUCGGUGGAUCGUGGGAGCGAACAUGGGUUGGACAACCAAUGUCAACUACACUGUUUGGGCUCAGGACAAGCACUUCUACAAUGGUGACUGGCUCUUUUUUGUGUAUGAUAGGAACCAGAUGAACGUGCUAGAGGUGAACAAGACGGACUAUGAGGCGUGCAACUCGGAUCAUCCUCUUCACAAUUGGACUACUGGAGCUGGAAGGGAUGUGGUUCCACUAAAUGUGACUCGAAAUUACUACAUCAUUAGUGGCAAGGGCUUCUGCUAUGGCGGCAUGAAGUUGGCUGUACAUGUUGAAAACUUACCACCUCCCCCCACAACUUCCCCUAUAAACGAAAAGAGCAGCUCUCCUAGUUUGACUUCCAGAGGCAAAUUUGUUUUGCCAAUGGUUUUUGCCAUUGGUGCAGUAUGGGAUGCAUUCCUCCGGUUCUGGUAGUAAUUAAGUGUUGAUUUUCAAAAUUCAGUGAUUGGUGGGGGUAUUCCAAUUAGACGAAUUCCUUAACCAGUUUGUGGAAGGAAUAGAGUUGUCUUGCACUUUUUUCCCUUUUUCUUUUGGGUGGGGGUAAUUUAUUUUAUGCUAUUUUUCUUCAAGGUAGUUGACCUGAAAGUUUGGUGUUGCUUUGAUUGAGGCUUUGAUUAAGCCCAAGGUAGUGAGUUUCAAAUGUUGAAGAGAUUGAUUUAUUUAUUGAAGCAUUCAUUGCGUAAACUAUGGGAUAUGUUCUUCUGUAUGUUGGUUAAUGAUACGAAUAUUGUAUAUGUGUGGCCCUUAACCAUGUGCCUGAAUCCUGAUUACUUGCCUCAAUUUCUUGUGGAGGGGAUUUCU
Molecule: messenger RNA, 1038 nt
Organism: Corylus avellana
Lineage: Eukaryota; Viridiplantae; Streptophyta; Magnoliopsida; Fagales; Betulaceae
Product: early nodulin-like protein 17
Cellular component (GO): plasma membrane
Molecular function (GO): electron transfer activity
Source: RefSeq, a predicted model, not a curated record